AUGAAGACUGUUUCCGAAACCUUAAAUGACCUCUCGAUUUCGGUCGCACCAUCAAAAUCAAACUCGACAGUAUCCAAGUGUCUGCCAGUUUCUAACCCAGGAGAGUGUUUCUGGCAAUCUGAAAAGCAUAGGUUACAUGACCACCGCUCUACAGAAGAUCUCCCAACGCACAGCGAUGUAGUCAUUGUCGGUGCGGGGUACGCUGGGGUUAGCACCGCAUAUCAUCUAGUCAAAGAGGGCGGUGACUCGGUCAAGUCAAUCACUAUUAUAGAGGCACGAGGUGCAUGUUCGGGUGCAACUGAUUUGUAUGGUCAUAUUCCAACUUAUGUUGAGCGAGGUGGACCACGUGCAGGAGCUGAGAUUGCAGAGUUUGAGAUUGCUCACGUCAAGGAGAUUAAGAAACUCAUCGAAAAAGAGAAUAUAGAUUGUGACUUUAGCCUCUGCCGCACAGUUGAUGUAUGGUGUAAUGAGGAGAUGGCAAAGAAAGCUAAGGCAGUAUAUGACCAGAUGGUAAAGAACGAUUUUGAGUACAUGGAUGAUGUCAUCUUCCAUACGGGGAAAGAAGUUGAAGGCAUCUGUGGAGUUAAGGGUGCUAAGGCUUGUGCUUCAUACACAGCUGGGAGUAUGUGGCCUUAUAAGUUUAUACUGGGGCUUCUCGAAAUAAUUUUGCCAACCGGGAAAGUUAACUUGCAAACCAACGCACCAGUGACUAGUGUAAGCAGUGUACCCAGUGGAGGCCUCACAAUUGGGACAAGCAGAGGAAAUAUACAUGCUGGCAAGAUAGUAUAUGCCAACAAUGCAUACAUAUCUGCGCUUCUUCCCGAAUACGAUCAAAAUAUAGUUCCUUGCAAAGGUAUCUGUUGCCGUAUAACUGUACCUGAAGGCAAGACAGCACCACUUCUCAACAACACUUAUAUCAACCGAACAGAAGACAACACCCUUUCAUAUCUUAUACCCAGAGCAGAUGGUAGUAUCAUCGUCGGUGGUGCCGGGUCGAAAUUUAGACCUCAUAAAGAUCAAUGGUACAAUAAUGUUGAUGACAGUGUUCUCAUCGAGUCAGCAAAGGAUUAUUAUGAAAAUUACAUGCAGAAAACCUACAAUGGCUGGGAGGACUCUGGUGCUAAAGUUGGCAAUAUCUGGACUGGAGUUAUGGGAUAUUCUUACGAUUCAAAUCCUCACGUUGGUGAGGUACCUGGAAAACCCAAUCAGUUUGUAAUUGCCGGGUUCAAUGGUCAUGGUAUGCCAGUCAUUUGGCUUUCUGGUAAAGCUAUUGCCAAGAUGGUCUCAGAAGACGUACCGUUCGAGAAUACUGGUGUUCCACGAUUGUUCAAGACGACUCAAGAGAGGAUAGAUCGGGCCAAGAACGGAAGCGAAGAGCAGGGUGAUAUUCUUGGUACUGGAAAUCAGAAAGCCACAAAGCAAUGAGAGACCCCUCGCUUUCUCCUAUUUUCAUAUCGCUCUACCAUCCCUAUUGUAAUAGAGAGCGGUUGAACAUAGCUAGCUUAAGCAACAUGGGUGGAUACAAACACAUCACCUCCUUGAACUAGCCUUUCGCAGCAAAUUACCAGCUAAGCAUUGGCUUUUAGUUGUUAGUAAUAUUUGGCAACACUAUUCUCGGCUGAAAGACAUGGAGUCUGCAUUCUAAUUCAUCAAUAUCGCUGCUUUGAAUGAAUGGGGUUGUGGAGUAAAAACGAAUAUUAUUACUCUCAUCUACUUUUUAUCUACAGACUAUACGUUCUUUACAUUUGAGGUCCACCAGUCGCCCUCAAUACCUUGUGUAUUGCGUGAUUAGUAGUUGCAAGGCAGCCUCGCUUGAUGACCUGAAAAUAAGAAAAAUAUAACAUUUUUACCUUGAGUUGUAUAAAUUGUUGCUGCAAUGUUUCAGUCUUUCUCUUUUCAUGCUGCCAUUGUCGAUAGUUUGAUAAUUGUCCCCAGCACAACUUUACAAUUGACAAUAAACUUAAUCUACUGUCAUAUACCAACUUUCUAUUUCUUCAUAUCGAAUCCAGAACAGUGAUCUUCUCCAGCACAUUUGAACUAUUUUUUCCUUCGAGCAAGUCACUUCAAUCCCUUGCCUAGACUUGCUGCU
This is a messenger RNA of Botrytis sinoallii, 2089 nucleotides long. RefSeq lists its product as uncharacterized. The coding region runs from base 1 to 1425 and encodes 474 amino acids. Gene Ontology annotation, molecular function: aminoacyl-tRNA ligase activity; oxidoreductase activity; ATP binding. Lineage: Eukaryota; Fungi; Ascomycota; Leotiomycetes; Helotiales; Sclerotiniaceae. The record is from RefSeq and is a predicted model, not a curated record. Gene Ontology annotation, biological process: tRNA aminoacylation for protein translation. The transcript has 3 exons. Gene Ontology annotation, cellular component: cytoplasm.